Molecule: messenger RNA, 963 nt
Organism: Sporisorium graminicola
Lineage: Eukaryota; Fungi; Basidiomycota; Ustilaginomycetes; Ustilaginales; Ustilaginaceae
Exons: 2
Coding region: 1-963 (320 amino acids)
Biological process (GO): formation of translation preinitiation complex; translational initiation; formation of cytoplasmic translation initiation complex
Cellular component (GO): eukaryotic translation initiation factor 2 complex
Molecular function (GO): translation initiation factor binding; mRNA binding; translation initiation factor activity
Source: RefSeq, a predicted model, not a curated record
AUGUCAGACGCUGACACCCUUCAGAAUGCCGCUUCCGCCGCAGCACCAGCAGAGCAGCAGAACGACUCCGCAGACCUGUUUGGCGGCAUGAAGAAGAAGAAAAAGGACAAGAAGAAGCUUGAUCUUGACCUCGAACUCGACCAGGACGCUGCCGAUGCAGAUGCUGACGCUGAUGCAGCCGCCGAGCAGUCCAAUCAGGCCGCUGCGGAGGAUGACGAACUCAACUUCGGCGAAUUGAAAAAGAAGAAGAAGUCCAAAAAGAAGGUUGCCCUCGACCUCGAUGCAUUCGAAAAGGAGAUUGGAGAGGCCGACGACAACCAGGAUGACGACGCAGAGCCAGCCACCAACAAUGCAUACGCUGAUGCUGACGAUGAAGAGCUCGGAGACAACCCAUUCGCCCAGGACGCAGCAGAUGACGCCGACGCCGACGCCGCCCCCAAGGACGACUCCAUCGAGGCAUGGCAGGGCACAGACCGCGACUACACAUAUCAGGAGCUUCUCGGUCGUGUAUUCAAGACGCUCCGCUCUCAGAACCCGGCCCUCUCCGGCGAUAAGAAGAAGUUCACGAUGGUCCCUCCUCAGGUCGCCCGUGACGGCUCCAAAAAAACCGUAUUCGCCAACGUCGUCGACAUUUGCAAGCGUAUGCACCGUCAACCCGAGCACGUCAUUCAGUUCCUCUUCGCCGAGUUGGGCACCAUCGGUUCCGUCGACGGCUCCCAGCGUCUCGUCAUCCGUGGUCGUUUCCAGCCCAAGCAGAUCGAAAACGUCCUCCGAAGAUACAUCACCGAAUACGUCAUUUGCAAGACCUGCAAGCGUCCGGAGACCAAACUCUCCAAGGAAAACCGUAUCUUCUUCGUCACCUGCGAAAAGUGUGGCUCACAGCGUUCCGUCAGUGCCAUCAAGAGCGGUUUCCAGGCACAGACCGGCAAGCGUUCAAAGACCAGGGCCGCUGCAGGUGCUUGA